Messenger RNA from Wallemia mellicola CBS 633.66, 2004 nucleotides. RefSeq lists its product as hypothetical. Lineage: Eukaryota; Fungi; Basidiomycota; Wallemiomycetes; Wallemiales; Wallemiaceae. The record is from RefSeq and is a predicted model, not a curated record. The coding region runs from base 1 to 2004 and encodes 667 amino acids. The transcript is spliced from 2 exons.
AUGGCACCAUACGUCACUCAAGAAGCCGACCGUCGUCGCGAGUCCUCACAAAUGGAGAGAGAGUUGCUCGAGAUUGUCGGUACGGCCGAAGAAUCAGAAAACGAGAUGCGUAAAGUAAUCACGAAACUACAACGUAAACUUCAAGAUGCAGUGCAAGGCAAGGAAUCAGACGAGGCAACGCUCAAGGGUCUCCAGGAAGCUCUCCGCGAUGCAGAAGCGCGUGGAUUAGCGCUAGCACAGGCAAGGAAGGAAGCAGAGAUCGCGGCAGCUAAUGAAACACGCCGCAUCGAAGGAUAUAGAUACAGAGACGGUGAGAGACAUCGUGAGCUGGCUCACGCGGGUGAUAUGAUUAGGCAACUCCAGAUUGAUCUCGACGAUGCGGAAGAAGAGGUCUUAUUUUUACGUCAGAGAGCACACAAAGCGGAUAUUGUUGAAGCUGAACGCAGGGGACGUAACCAAGAGCGCGAGAAGAGGCGUAAGGAGAAAGAUCGAGAGCGUGAGAGGAAAGCUUUGGCUGCUGCGAAUGCUGCCGUGGUGUCUAAUCCAAAUGGGGCGAGACAUCACAUACCACAGCACCAUCGUUCGCCAAGUACCCAAGCACCAUCUACACACACUGCGACAUCUCCACGUAUGGAGAAUGGUCACUCACGCGCUAACUCGCUUUAUGAACCGCGUCGCAGGCCAAGUCAUAGGCACUCCUACACUCAACACCAACACCAUCAUAGUCAGCCACAGCAAUAUCAGCAACCACCUGCAAUGAUGAAUGAUCACUUACAAGCUGGACCAUAUGGACCAGCUGGUGGACAUUCACCUCAUCACAGCUCACCUGGAGGUCCCGAUCAAAUGUCAAUCUAUCCGCCCUCGACAGUCCCAGAUCCACGAUUGGGUCCAUAUAGAGCACCACGUCCAGAACGUGCUGAAGGAUUGCAAAACUACUACGAACCACCGGGAUGGCCGCGGAGACCGCCAACGAUGACAGAUGCGCCAUCAGUUCAGCCACCUCCAAGUAUACAAGCGAAUGGAAGUCCUAUCGUAGAGUCAUCACAACCACCAUUGGGUGUUGUUAACCAGCCGUCGCAACCAGAGAACCUCGCUGCUCUGGGACAAAGCGACGGCGAUUAUUAUCGGCGUCCCUCCUACUCAGCCACUCAGCAAGGAGGAAACGUUCCUGAACCCAUACAUCCCUAUGAAACUGGAGGAGGAAGACCAGCAGGACAACCAUAUAAUCCCGUUAUCGUCGAACCAGGACAAGAAACGGGGAUUGAAAUACAAAAUGAAAUGGGUCCUCGAUCAGCUUUAGGAUUGAACGGCGGGGGCAUAAGCAGAGUCCAUACACCUAUACCACCUGGAGGAUUAGGUGGUGUAAGCAGAGGUGCCACACCCGUACCGGAGAUCAAUCUCCAACCGCCUUCUUUGAAAGGUACGCCAAUGCCACGCUUGGAUCCAGCUGGUGUGCCGCUCCCAGAAUCUGUUUACGGUGGAUCGAAUUACACACAUCAAACAGGUCACCACAGCCAUCAUCAUAGCCUUCCACAUAGCCAUCCAAACAGCCAUCCUCAUAGUCAUCAUCACCGCAACCCAUCUCUUCAAUCAUUUGGUGAUCCUGCAGGUAUACCAUUACCUCACAGCAGACCUGGCUCUUCGAUGUAUCAACACCCGCAUCUAGGUAGCACUGGUACAGGAUUGGGUAUUCAGCGCGCGCCUUCAAUGAUGCACACACCUCGACACGCAAGUAACAUACCCUUACCAGAAUCAGUCAUGGGUUCGCCAAGGAUGUCAGAAGGUACGGCGUAUAGAGGUAUGCCACCAAUACAACCAGUACAUCCAAUUAGCGAGGCUGCUGCUAGAUCACCGACCAUGUCUGCAUUACCAUUCCCUCCAUCACCAAGUGUACGAAGUGCACAAGCGCCACUAGGACCGGAUAUACACCCUCUUAGCCAGGCAGCAGGGAAUGGAAGACAGUCUGUACCACCAGGCGCUCCACCAGGUGCACCACCUAUAUGA